Messenger RNA from Ruditapes philippinarum (Manila clam), 2969 nucleotides. Its product is annotated as T-complex protein 1 subunit eta-like. Gene Ontology annotation, molecular function: ATP binding; ATP-dependent protein folding chaperone; ATP hydrolysis activity. Gene Ontology annotation, biological process: protein folding. The transcript is spliced from 12 exons. The coding region runs from base 110 to 1762 and encodes 550 amino acids. NCBI's taxonomy places the organism in Eukaryota, Metazoa, Mollusca, Bivalvia, Venerida, Veneridae. The record is from RefSeq and is a predicted model, not a curated record. Gene Ontology annotation, cellular component: chaperonin-containing T-complex.
AACGAAAUAUAACCGGAUUGAGGACGGCUACUUACGGGUUAUUAUUUUUGAAAACUCGAUUACCUCCCUUGGCAGGAACUCUUCAAAGUAGAGAAUAGAAGCUUUCAGAAUGAUGCAACCACAGAUUAUCUUGUUGAAGGAAGGGACAGACUCUUCUCAGGGAGUCCCACAGAUAGUUAGCAAUAUAAAUGCUUGUGGUGCAAUAGCAGAUGCUGUCAGAACCACUCUUGGCCCAAGGGGCAUGGACAAGCUUAUGGUUGAUGAUAAAGGUAAAGCAACAAUUUCUAAUGAUGGGGCCACCAUUUUGAAAACCCUGGAUAUUGUUCACCCAGCAGCUAAAACUUUAGUUGAUAUUGCAAAAUCACAAGAUGCUGAGGUUGGAGAUGGUACAACUUCUGUUGUAUUAUUAGCUGGAGAAUUCCUUAAGCAGUCCAAGCCUUAUAUAGAAGAGGCAGUGCAUCCACAAGUUGUCAUCAAGGCAUUCAGAAGAGCAGCUGCACUAGCUGUUGAGAAGGUUAAAGAACUUGCUGUACAAAUUAAAAGAAGCAACCCAGAAAAUAAAUUGGACAUUUACAGAGAUCAGAGACAAAUGUUGUUGAAAUGUGCAGCUACCUCGCUCAGUUCUAAACUGGUUUCUCAUCAGAAAGAAUUCUUCUCGAAGAUGGUUGUGGAUGCUGUUCUCAUGUUGGAUGAGUUACUUCCCUUGAACAUGAUUGGUGUGAAGAAAAUAACAGGUGGUGCAUUGGAAGAUUCAAGGCUAGUUGAUGGUGUAGCGUUUAAGAAGACAUUCAGUUAUGCUGGUUUUGAAAUGCAACCGAAGAAAUAUGAAAAUCCAAAAAUAGCUUUGCUGAAUGUAGAGCUUGAGUUGAAGGCAGAGAAAGAAAAUGCUGAAAUUAGAGUUGAUAAUGUCCAAGAAUAUCAAGCUAUUGUAGAUGCAGAAUGGAAAAUUUUGUAUGAUAAAUUAGACAAGAUUCACAAGAGUGGAGCUAAAGUAGUUUUGUCUAAAUUACCUAUUGGAGAUGUAGCAACACAGUAUUUUGCUGACAGAGAUAUGUUCUGUGCUGGGCGUGUGGUAGAUGAAGAUUUAAAGAGAACAAUGAAGGCAUGUGGUGGUUCUAUACAAACAUCAGUUGGUAAUCUCGUAGACAGUGUAUUAGGCUCAUGUGAGAAAUUUGAGGAAAUACAAGUUGGUGGAGAGAGAUAUAAUUUGUUUACUGGCUGUGUACGAGCUAAGACAUGUACGUUAUUAUUACGUGGUGGUGCGGAACAGUUUAUUGAGGAAACAGAAAGAUCUCUACACGAUGCCAUUAUGAUCGUUAGACGAGCAAUGAAAAAUGAUUCUGUUGUUGCUGGUGGUGGAGCUAUAGAAAUGGAACUAAGUAAACAUUUACGAGAUUGUUCACGGACAAUAGCUGGUAAAGAACAGUUGCUGAUCGGAGCUAUGGCCAAGGCAUUUGAGAUCAUUCCUAGACAGUUGUGUGAAAAUGCUGGUUUUGAUGCAACCAAUAUUCUCAAUAAACUCCGACAAAGUCAUGCUCAAGGUGGCAAGUGGUAUGGAGUUGAUGUCCUUAAUGAAGAUAUAGCUGACAAUUUUGAAGCUUUUGUUUGGGAACCUUCUGUAGUAAAAAUUAAUGCUAUCACAGCCGCCGCAGAGGCUACCUGUCUUAUACUGUCUGUAGAUGAAACCAUAAAAAAUCCACAAGCUGGAGGUGAAGGAGGUCCUCCAGGAGGAAUGGGGCGGGGUCGAGGACGACCUAUGUAGACUGAAUAUUCAUUAAAUUAAGCCUCAGUGUGAUUGUUAUGUAAAUGUGCUGGUUUUUUUCUGAAGAUAUUAUUUAUUUCUCAUCAUGGAGUACUAGAAUUAGGGAAAAUACAUAUGGAUGUCACAUUGUAUAUUAUAUUAAGAAAUAGCAUGUAUUCCGUUUAUUGUACUGGUUGCGCAAGUUUGACAGCAAAAGUUAUUUCUUGACAUUAUCACAUUAAUGGUACUGCUUAAAAUUAUGUAUUUGAAAUUAUCUAAGAAAUCCUUGAGGCUUGCUUUUGUCACUUGCCAACCACACUAUUGUUUAAGAGGCAUUUACACAGUAUGCUAAUAUGCAAUAGUCAUUAAAAUAAUCUUGUCUCUUAUUGUUGACUGAAAAGAGUUUUGUUUUGAAAAACAUUGUCUUCAUUAUUAGCAAUAUUAUUAAUUUAAGUUUUACUAUAUGAAACAAAACUUUUACAUUUUUCCCCUCUCGCUAACAAUUGUGUUCAUGAUGUAUCAGUAAAUAAGUUAAGUGUCAAAAGGUCAGUUCGUUCAACAUUUUAAAUGUAAACAAUUAAGUCCCUGUGAUAAAAUACAUACAUGUUUCAUUUUCUCUGCCAUGGCAUCAAAUUUAUUGAAUAUAGAACUGUUGUAAAAAUAUUUCACCCCAGUUAAAUUUAUAUAUUAAAAUAAACUGUAUUGUAAAACAUAUAUUUUCCCAUAUCUUUUGCAUAAUUCACUUACAUACAUAAAAUCCAACAGAAGGAAAAUUUUAAAUUUGGGACAGUAUGAAUAUUGUAAAAAAUUAUCUUGAUCUAUUUUAUAAUUCAUUUGAUUUCCUAGAUUUUUACUAGAAUGGAUGACAUAUCUCAGUAUAGUAAAAUCCACUUCAGUGAAAUACAAGUUCCAAAUCAAGACACUUUUGUAAUAAGGGUUAUGUAUUAAAACAUCUGUAUCACAUAAUUAACACAAUUUGGUUUUCAAGGUUUUAAUUGUAUAAAAUUAAAUAUUUUCAAAAUCCCUAUUCAUGGUUAAAUCAUGGUGAUGAUACCUGAACUGUCUCGAUUCUUGUUUAGAAUAUUAUUAUGUUCAUUCUUUGUUAUUGUAUAUUUAUUGAAACGUUUUUGCAACAGUUCUAUAUUUGAUUAACAGCUGAAUGUUUGUAGUUUUUGUACAUGCUUCAUUUUAAUAGUCUUUUUCUACUAAAAAUAAAUUAUGAAAAGUG